AUGCUUGUUGGAAAGCCAGAUUUGUUAGAAAAUAAUUUAAAUGAUUUAUCAAAUGAAACAUUAGAAUCUUUAGUAUCAAUAUGUAAAGAAGAUCACCUAUCAAAUGAAGAUCUUAAACAUGGUUUAAUGAAUUGUGAUACUAUAAUGAAAUCUCGUGCCAAUAUAAUUGUACAUUCAGAGAACCAUUAUUUUUCUAAAUUUGAUAUUUUUAACCAAUGUUUACGUUAUGGAAGAUUUUCAUAUAAAAAUGAUGUACAACCAUAUCCUAUUCCUCAUCUAACAGAGGAAACUCUUAAUGAGUGGCUUUUUCAUGAAAAAAUUGAUGAACCAUUUAAUUAUAAAUUUGGUUGUAAAAAAAAAUUAGAUUUUGGUAUUUAUGUACCACAUGAUUUUAUUAUAAAAAAACCAAAUUAUUCAGCAAAAGAUAUUGCUUAUUAUGCUGUUGGGUUGAGUCUUCAUUUUGAUGGUUGCCUUCAAACUGAUGUUUUGAUGAAUAAAAUGAGAGAAUUUAUUAGUCGUUUUUCAAAAACGCCAAAAUUACGAUUUUUAUCUAUAUUUGUUACCAAUGAAUGUUUUGAUUCUGAUAUGUUAGGUGUAAGAUUCAAAGUUUUAUUAAGUCUAUUUCCAAUUCAUAUAAAAUUUUUUAAUUUUCAUGUUAAUAGUAGAAAUGACUAUAAUUCUUUACUUACUUUUGCCUGUGAAGAAUUAAAUCAUAUUGAAGGAUUAAUUCUUCAUACUGAUAAUUAUAUUGAUGACAUAGGUUUUAGUUAUCAUACUGUUAAAAGCUUAAAAAGAUUACGAUUUUUAUCUGUUAUUGGAUUUAUGCAUUGUUAUGAAUUUAUAUCAAAAAUUCAUAAACUUCCACAUCUUGAAUGUUUAUAUAUACCAUUAGUUAUUGCUCCACAUAUUUGUGCUAUUUGUCAAUCAGUUUUUCCCAAAUCAAAGUGGUAUGGUGCACCAAUAACAAAAGAUAAUAUUGCUGCUAUUGGUCUUGGAAUAUUUGUAUCAUCUGUUAAAUGUAUAAUUGGAUACAUAAAAAAUGGAUAUUCUAUUGAUUCUGGUAUCCUUUGUAUUAGAAAUUUAGCAAAUAUGGAAAGGUAUUUUGUUAAUUUAUGUAAAAAAACAGAAUAUGAAAAAGAAGUAGAAGUAAAAUGGUGUGAUAAAUGUAUGAUUGCUCUUUAA
Molecule: messenger RNA, 1182 nt
Organism: Strongyloides ratti
Lineage: Eukaryota; Metazoa; Nematoda; Chromadorea; Rhabditida; Strongyloididae
Exons: 1
Coding region: 1-1182 (393 amino acids)
Source: RefSeq, a predicted model, not a curated record